Molecule: messenger RNA, 1293 nt
Organism: Drechmeria coniospora
Lineage: Eukaryota; Fungi; Ascomycota; Sordariomycetes; Hypocreales; Ophiocordycipitaceae
Exons: 1
Coding region: 1-1293 (430 amino acids)
Biological process (GO): protein polyubiquitination; protein monoubiquitination
Molecular function (GO): ubiquitin protein ligase activity
Source: RefSeq, a predicted model, not a curated record
AUGCCAACGCCCCGGCGUGCCCGAUGGAAGCUCCAGGAAAAUACCAGUCCACAGCGCAACCGAGGUGACUCCUCCCUCCACAAUCAACCGUCGCACGCGCCAGACGAUGGCGUGUAUCCAGAGCCUGUCCCGAUCGGUUCGAACCCGAUAGCAUCGUCCUCGCCGUGGGCGAAAUCAAGCGUAGGCACAUCCGACGAAUCUGCCACCUCGAUGUCGUCCGUCGGCGAUGCGCAAGGGACAUCCCAUGAGCGAGGAGAUGACAUCUGCGUUGUAUGCCUCGAUCCCAUCACCGAAUUUUGCCAACUACACCCGUGUCGCCACCACAACUAUCAUUUCGGUUGCAUCGACGAGUGGCUGAGCAUCGGCCCGGGCUGUCCGAUCUGCACGUCGAGAGUUUCGAGAAUCGUACACGGGCCCAUCGGCCAGCAACGCACCACAGAGUAUCGAUCAAGCCCGACGUCGACGGUCGUCCCUCGAGCUGCGGCAGCGUUUCGCGGCAGGGCCCCUCAACCGCAGACGGUUCUUUCCUGGAGUUUGGAACCGGAGGGACUGCCAUUUCGGCGCCAUGUCUAUCGUCACCUGCGAUACUCGAAACACGUUGGCGCGAACCGCACAUCUGGGUAUCGGGAGGUCACGCGAGACAUGUUCUGCGACCUGCGCCUUGGCCGCCCCCUGCUGGACCGUGCUCGCAUCUUUCUGCGGAGAGAGCUGAGGGUUUUUGCAUGGUUGACGACGCCGGAGACGGACAGUCUCGUGCCGUUUGCGGGAGAAGACGGCGGAUUUUUUCGGCGGAGAAGGAUGCGCAUAACCGUCGAGCGCAUGCUCGGCCACAUUGUCGUUCUCCUUCAGCGACUCGAGAUUCGAGGAAGCGACGGAAGUCUCGAGGACGACCUGACCAGCCACCUCGGGCGCGAGAACGCAAGGCUCUUGCUGCACGAGCUCCUCUCGUUCCUGCGCAGCCCCUACGUCACCCUGGCCGAGUGGGACCGCAACGUCCAGUACGGAGACGCGCGCGAGCCUGAAGCUGGCGUGCCGGAGAUGAUGCGGCAGGAGUGCCAGCCAACCCAACAAGCUGCGGGUGAUGAAAACGAUGACGGAACGAGUCGUGCCGGUUCAAGAGGAGAACGGAGCCGAAAGAGAGCAAACGUAUGGCGGCAUGUACCGCACGGAAGCUGGGCUCGUGCUCCGGCCGACUGCGGGGAACGUCCCAAGAAGCAGGCGGCGACGGGUCACGUUCGCUGUGGUAAGAGAAGCAAGCCUGACGGUGGCCUGCUCGAAGGUUGGCCGAAAUAG